This is a messenger RNA of Chinchilla lanigera (long-tailed chinchilla), 1016 nucleotides long. RefSeq names its product secreted seminal-vesicle Ly-6 protein 1-like. The record is from RefSeq and is a predicted model, not a curated record. The transcript has 4 exons. The coding region runs from base 80 to 376 and encodes 98 amino acids. Lineage: Eukaryota; Metazoa; Chordata; Mammalia; Rodentia; Chinchillidae.
GUCCCCCAAGUCAGUGGGUUUCCAGUUCUUAGGGUGGAAGAGAAGGUACAGAGGAGAGGAGGACCUAGGUACCACCGCUAUGGGGAAGUACCUGCUGCUCUUGCUGUGCUUCACCUUGCUGUUGGACUUCACGCAAGGUCUGACAUGUAUCCAGUGUGAUCGGACAAAUGUUAAUGGAGUUUGUGACACUAAGGAAGGCUUCUGCGAGACUCACAGUGGCCAGCAGUGCCUCCUGCAGAAGAUCUAUGAAGAUGACAAGCUCCAGUAUGCUCGGCAAAGCUGUAGCAGCCUGUGCAGCCCCAUGUCCCUCUUCUACACAAAAUUUAAAGUGGAGUUCACGUGCUGCAAUAAUGCAUCUUUCUGUAAUAAGCUCUGAAAGGCCCAGCCCUCCCUCUCCCUCUCCUAUGUUCCACAAAGCUUCCCCGCCCCCUUCAGCCUUUCUCUGUACUCCUGCAGCCUCAGCCUUAGGGCUGUCUUUUCCCAGCACAGCCCAAGACCUGUUACCUGCCUAUACUCAGCCUCAGGCAUUGCUCUUUCAACAGCUCCAUCCAGUUCAGGCAGAUGUGCUCUUUUUCCAACCAGCCCCAGUGCUCCUUCUUCCCUCUCUUCCUCUAUCCUUCUUGACUGGCACAGAGCAAGCUCUCCCUUCUCUCCCUCUUUUUUCUUCUCCUUCUUCUUUUCCUCUUCCUCCUCCUCCUUCUUUUUCAAAUAUUUUCUAAUUAUUAAUCACUAGAAUUAGGCUCUGAACAUGCAAUAGUGAAUACCAGAUUGGACUCCUGCUCUCAAUGGAUCUUCAGUUCUGCCGGAGGACAAGGGCUUCAAAGUCUAGUCUCUGCCUUACUCUUGGGCUCGAACUGAUAGCCUUGGGCAUGCUGAGAACAUGCUCUACCGUUGAACUCCACCCCAGCCCUGCAUUUAUAUUUUGCAGGCACUCACGCACUGCUCUUCCUUAGUCUUCUGGAAACGCUCCAUUUUGUAGCCUUUUCACUAAUAAAUACUGUCACGUUUGACCUUGA